Hydatigera taeniaeformis is the source of this 2451-nucleotide messenger RNA. The record is from the annotation of a GenBank genome assembly. Lineage: Eukaryota; Metazoa; Platyhelminthes; Cestoda; Cyclophyllidea; Taeniidae.
AUGGGUGGUGGAGAGCAGAAACAAGGAAAAUUGGCCCACACAAACGAAAAACUUCAAAAAUUGGUUCGCCGGAAGGAGGAGGGUCAGAAUGGGGAGGGCGGAUCCAAGCAUGCGAAGCUAUCAGUAAAUACUGAGGUGUUUCAAAAGAUCAGGAUAAAAAAGGAGGAAGGUCAAAACGGUAGAAAAUCUGCUAAGGAGAAAUCGCUAAAGGCUGAAUCCAGGCGAACGACUAAAAAUAGGACGAUGAGUGGUGAUGCUCAUAGUAGGACAGCAAUUAUGGACCUCCCUCACGAUGGACAAGCCGUUGAAAGUGGUCCGGUUAAGAAUCCAGAUGAGGAUUGCGAGAUGGUUACUGCAGUGGACACCGACAACUUGACAAAAGUUCAGUUCCAAUUUCUCGAGGCUGCACGAACUAAUCGAUGUGACAUUCUUGGAAUGAUUAUUGAGCAACAUGCUUGCCGUUUGGAUUUGAAAAACAACUUGGAUCGUACGGCUCUACACCUAGCAGCCGCUCAGGGCUGUUUCGAGGCGGUUCAGAUGCUUGUCAAUGCAAGAGCCUCUGUUGACAUUCCGGAUAAGCAUGGCAUGACUCCAAUGUUCUGGGCUGCGUACAAAGACUACGUCGACAUCGUGGUGUACCUGAUCAAGCAUGGCGCCUCUGUCUAUCGCAAAACAAAGCGAGGCUUCACCCUCCUCCACGUUCUAGCCAAGGCGGACGCAAUCAAGACGUUGGAGACCCUUGUGCGAAGCAAAAUUAUCCGCAAUUUUCAGGAGUUAGACUUAGACGAUUGCACACCUCUCAUGGUUGCUACGAUGUCGGGCAGUCUGAGAGCCGCCACCGUGCUCUCGAGAAUCGGCAAUCUGGAGUCGAAUGUGGACAAGACUAAGAAAAAUGUCUUCCACCUCGCUGUCUUGGGUGGAAGUUCUCUGGUGUUGGAGCAGUUAUGCAAGCACGAAGAGAUGCCCAAACUGAUUAACGCUUUUGACGAUGAUCUUAUGGCACCGAUUCACUAUGCAACCGACUUGGACGACUACGACAGCGUGUCGGUUUUACUGAAGUAUGGCGCUCGAGUAAAUAUUAAGUCAAAGAAAGCGCCUUUUCCGAUCAUAACUGCAUCACGACAUGGAAACAUCGACUUGAUCAACCUCCUCUUGACCAAUAAGGCAAGAAUUUCGGCCAAAGACUUUCGGCUUCAAACACCUUUUAAUGCAGCAGUAGAGCAGGACAGUGCAGAGGUGGCGGAGCUGUUAAUUCUCGCCGGAGCACCAAUAAACGAAGUCGAUAGAGCUGCAAAGAAGCCUUUAAUGCAGGCAGCGCUGUCUGGAUUUGUGAGGAUAGUGGAUAUGAUUAUCAAGGCCGAACGAUGGCGAUCAACUUAUCCGGCUGCAGCUGCCAUUAUGGCUAAAAAGUACAACCCCAAAGGUGGGGUGGGAGAUGCCGAGGACGAAUCAGGGACAGGUGAUGAGUAUGGUGAAGAGGAGGUCUUGGGCGAAGACAGCGAAAAUGCGAAUUCGGAGAGCACAAACUCAAUUUCUGAGGCUCCGACCUACACCUCUAAAUCCUCCAACUCAGGAGACGAGGACGGGGAGAGUGAUGAUGACUCCCUCUCUCAAGCUGAGACUUACCAUAGUGACACUGAGGGGAGUAGGGAAUUGGCAACUUCUGAAAAUUCUGCUGAGCUAAGCAAUGAUGUAUUUACCUCGCCUCGCCAGUAUCGUAAAGCUGAAUCGGUGCACUCAUCCACCUCGGCAUCUGGAAGUGCACGAGGUCGAAUGAUUGAACGAUCGAAACGUCAAAAGGCGGUUCCAACUUCUGGUGAUGUCUAUGAUGCGUCUGUCAGUCAUAGCAACCUCCACGAAGAAGAGGAAAAUCCUUCUUCAACCCCAAAACUAUCGAGGAGUCAGAGUUCUGCUUUCCAAUUUAGAAUCCACUCAAAUUCGCUCCCAUCACUUGAUCAGGCCAAGGGCUCAGCAGCAUCGAAACCGCCUAUUCCAAGCAGGCGAGCACGGGAACCAAAGGCACCUGCUUCUCUUUGCCAAUCACCAGUUACAUUGAGGUCUUGCACUAGCUUCUCUCCACUAGACUACCGAUUCCUUGUUUUCAAUCAGUCCUACGCGGGUCAAUUCCAGGCGUUCUUCUUCUACUUUGCCUACAAAAAGUUGCGUCAAGGCGAGUGGAAAUCGCUAGCCAGGCACUGGGAUUUCUCUGAGGAGCAAAUCGAUGCCAUAGAGAUUCAACACACUGGUGACAAAGGAGCCUAUAAGGAGCAUGGCUAUCGUCUAUUGUGCAUUUGGAUGCAUGGUUUGAGUGAGGACACCGACCCUGCACCUUUGCUCCACACGGCUCUCACCUCGAUUGGCCGAAAGAUGGAUGCAAAAGAUGUCCAAAAAGACUUCUACAAGGCCACACAUGGAUGGCACUCAAGCAACGACAAUUGUCACAUCUCGUAA